GUUCGUUUACUCUUUCCGCGUUCUACAUAUUUUACAUGGUAUCAGAGCUAUCAAGAUCGUACCGCUGUUAGUUCCCGAUGGGUGACGAUACGGAAAAGGGAUUCGAGUCUGGUCACGGUACCAAUAGCGUUUCUCUUGGGUCGUUGAAGCUAGAACACGAUCCCGUCUCACCGUACUUCAUCAGUCAGUCUGAUAAUCCUAAUCAGGUAUAUGUUGGGGAAUUGUUAACCGAAGCUAAUUAUGCUGAUUGGGUUCAUGAUAUGUCGAAUGCCUUGCUUGCUAAGAAUAAGCUAGGGUUCGUCGAUGGUUCUUUUCCUGCGCCAUCGGAUUCUCUCGAGCUACGAAGCUGGCGUCGUGCUGACGCCAUGGUCAAGGGGUGGCUGACCUCUGCCAUGGACAAGCAAGUACAUCGUGGGACUCGGUACGCACACACUGCUCGUGAGGUCUGGGUGGAUUUGCAGGAGCGUUUUGCUCAGAGUAGUGCUCCUCGGGUCUAUGAAACCCGUGGUCGUAUUAGUCGUCUUCCACAAGAGAAGUUAUCUGUUCCGGCAUUUUAUACGCAUCUGCGUAAUCUCUGGGAAGAGGUACAGUCAAUGGCUCCACUCCAUCUAUGUUCGUGUGGUCAGUGCACUUGUGGAGCUGAUCGUAAGAAUCAAGAGCGCGAGGAAACUUUUCGCCUCUAUGAUUUCCUCAUGGGUCUUGAUGAAUCAUUCUCCACUGUCAAGACACAAGUUCUGUCUAUGAAAACCUUGCCCACCUUGUCGGAGGCCUACCAGCUAGUUUCUAACGAUGCUCAUCAACGUCGCCUUGCCGUUAGCAAUCGUCCCGGCCCUGAAGCCGCGGCUUUUCUAGUUCAAGAUGACACGGCUGCUGGUGCGUCUUCUUCUGAUGGGCGUAGUCGCCACCAAUGCACUCAUUGUGGAAAGAUUUGGCAUCUCAAAGACAGGUGCUACGAUCUUAUUGGGUGGCCGGAACGCCCGCCCUCAAAGUUUGACGCUGCUAAACGGAAGCAAGGGGCUGAACGUCCCCGGUCCACUCCAAAGGCUGCUGCUGUCGAUGUUGGCGAGAGCCCGGUCGCGGGUUUAAGCAUGUCGCAGCUUGCACAACUCAAGGAAUUCUUGGCUGGGUCUUCAUUCUCUCCAGAAGCUUCUGCCACCAAGCUCACUGGUAUUUUAUCUCGUUCUUCUUCAUGGGUUUUAGAUUCCGGCUGCAACGAGCACAUCGUUCAUGAUGUGUCUCUUCUUUCGAAUGGUUAUUCACCUUCUGAUUUGCGGGUAGGGAUUCCCAAUGGGGUCUCCGUUGAUGUUACCCAAGUUGGGUUUGUAUGCAUGAGUAACGGGAUGGUUUUGCCCCGUGUUCUGUUGGUUCCGGAGUUCAAAUGUAACCUUUUAUCCAUCAGUCGACUCACACAGGAGUUUCCCAUUGCACUGAUCUUCCUUCGUGAUUUCUGCAUCCUGCAGGACUUGCGUUGCAAGAGGAUGAUUGGGAUGGGCCAGCAACGUGAUGGGUUAUAUUAUCUCCGGCUUUUUGACGAUGUUCGGGAGGCUGCCGUCCAUGCUGCCGCGGGUGAAGGUUCCUCGUCCGUUCAGUUGUGGCAUGCUCGUCUUGGUCACCCGUCCAUGUCAAAGUUGUCUUCAUUUCCCUUUAUUUCGGCUGCUGAACAGUUAUCUGUGGAUCAUUGUUCUUCUUGUUUACGGGCAAAACAGACUCGUAGUCCUUUCCCGUCCAGUUCUAUUAAGACUUCUCGUCCUUUUGAGUUGGUUCAUGUUGACAUUUGGGGUGGUUAUAAAGAACCCUCGUUGAGCGGUGCUCAUUAUUUUUUCACUCUGGUUGAUGAUUUUUCUUGUGCUGUAUGGGUUUACCUUCUUCGUUACAAAUCGGAGGUGGCUGGUUAUUUGAUGAUGUUCUGUCAACAGGCUAAACGUCAGUAUCGUUCCUCUGUUGUUCGUAUCCAGGCAGAUAAUGGUAUGGAGUUCCAAACAAAUGUUCUUAAAGAGUACUACGAGCAUGAAGGGAUUGUGCUACAAACCUCAUGCACCGACACCCCGCAACAGAAUGGGGUUGUCGAGCGUAAACAUCGGCAUUUAUUGGAGAUGGGUCGGUCUCUUCGCUUUCAUGCGAAUUUACCGAUUACUUUUUGGGGUGAAUGUGUACUUACAGCGGCCUACCUCAUUAAUCGUCUCCCAUCUCCAGUCAUUGUGAAUCUCACCCCGUUUGAGCAUCUCUUUGGCAAGAAGCCAACGUACCAUCAUCUGCGCACAUUUGGUUGUCUCGUGAGCAGUUCAAUUACCUGGCCUCCAAGCUAGGCCUUCACGAUAUUCACGCCUCAGCUUGAGGGGGAGUGUUGCAGUGCAUAUAUCGAGUUGGUGAUGGUGUUAAUUAUCACUAGUAAAAGUUAGUGGUGGUGAAAGUGAUAUUAACCCAUGUAUAUGGCCGAACCCUAGUCUUUGUCGUGUAAAGGGUUAAGGCUUAGCAUAUAUAUAUUGCUCUUGUAGGCUACUGUAGCCGUCAAGUUAGAGUUGUGAAGUUAGUAAAUAAAAGUUCAGCCG
Molecule: messenger RNA, 2549 nt
Organism: Linum trigynum
Lineage: Eukaryota; Viridiplantae; Streptophyta; Magnoliopsida; Malpighiales; Linaceae
Source: the annotation of a GenBank genome assembly